Coregonus clupeaformis (lake whitefish) is the source of this 3640-nucleotide messenger RNA. Its product is annotated as cAMP-dependent protein kinase catalytic subunit PRKX. Lineage: Eukaryota; Metazoa; Chordata; Actinopteri; Salmoniformes; Salmonidae. The record is from RefSeq and is a predicted model, not a curated record. The coding region runs from base 613 to 1689 and encodes 358 amino acids. Gene Ontology annotation, biological process: protein phosphorylation. Gene Ontology annotation, molecular function: protein serine/threonine kinase activity; ATP binding. The transcript has 8 exons.
CCUUGCCCUGUCUGUGUGUUGUUGAACUGGGUGAGGUUCUACUUGCGAACGAAGGGGAGAAGUAAAUAAUUUAAAUGUCCCAAAUAUAUUUAUUGCUAGCCAACUAGCUAGCUCGCUUCCUAGGACGGAAGUUAAGCUAGCGAGAUAACACGAGACCCCCUAGCUACUCAAGCGGCGGCUGGUGCGGAAAUGGGCAGUAUGAGUUUGUAGUUUGACAUUAGCUAGCUAGCGUUGGUCAUUCAUUCAGCCGCUAGCGGUGGGAUGGUUUUCUUUUGUGUUAGCUAUAGCUUGUUAGCUACUCGGUUUGCUAUGGCUAGCUAACUUCUGCAUUUGACAGCAGUGACCGCUCGAGCUACAUCAUGCGAAUCCGCAAGGAUACGAUCGUCUCCUGUUUUCUAGCUAUCAAGACAAAGAAGAUGCUCGCUUGUCCAAGGGAAGUUCCUACAUUUGAUUUAAAACCAUAGUUGGCAUUAGGGAAUAGGGCAGACACUGAUCUUGAGAAUUGGCUACUGUAGCCGUCAUUGGCUAUCUAUCCUCGGCGAAACCGGUUUGGUAGCUAACUAGCUGGCUAAAGUGAUUGCUAGCAUAGCUACAUUUGGAUGCAUACGGAAAAUGGCAUCAACAAAGGCAAAGGUUGGGAUAAUAAAUGAGAGCAACUCUAUUUGCGAGAGUGCCAAGACCUGCGCGAGCAGUCCCAUGUUAUUGGCCGGAGCAGCAUCGUUAACAUUGAACAACAGGACAUACUCACUCGAUGACCUGGACACCAUUGCCACAGUUGGCACAGGGACUUUUGGCAGGGUGUUCCUGGUGAAAGACAAGAAGAGCAGGGCGUUCUACGCUCUGAAGGCUAUGAAGAUCCCUGACGUGAUCCGGCUGAAGCAGGAGCAGCACGUUCACAAUGAGAAGGAAGUCCUGACCGAAGUCAACCACCCCUUCCUCAUCAGACUGUUCUGGACCCACCAUGACGAUCGUUUACUCUACAUGCUGAUGGACUACGUUCCAGGCGGGGAGCUAUUCAGUUACCUCCGUAGCCGCGGGCGCUUCAGCAACACCACAGGCCUCUUCUACUCCACAGAGAUCGUGUGUGCCAUCGAGUACCUCCACUCCAAAGAGAUCGUCUACCGAGACCUGAAGCCGGAGAAUAUACUGCUGGACAGCGAGGGACACAUCCGCCUCACAGACUUCGGCUUCGCUAAGAAGCUCUCGGACAGGACAUGGACUCUGUGUGGAACCCCAGAGUACCUGGCCCCAGAGGUCAUCCAGAGCAAAGGUCACGGCCGGGCGGUGGACUGGUGGGCCCUGGGGAUCCUCAUCUUUGAGAUGCUGGCUGGGUACCCACCGUUUUUUGAUGACAAUCCUUUUGGUAUUUAUCAGAAGAUCCUCGCCGGAAAGCUGGAAUUCCCGCGGCAUCUGGAUUUCUAUGUAAAAGAUCUCAUCAAGAAAUUCCUCGUCAUUGACCGAGCCAGGAGGUUAGGCAAUAUGAAGAACGGGGCUGACGAUGUGAAAAAGCACAGAUGGUUCAAGUCUAUAGACUGGGAUGGUGUUCCUCUGAGAAAACUGAAGCCACCCAUAGUUCCCAAGGUGUCCCACGAAGGUGACACGUCUAACUUUGAUGCCUACCCCGAGGACGAGUGGAAGAAAGACGCACCUGUGCCUGCAAAGGAUUUAGAAAUCUUCAAGAACUUCUAGAAAGGCGGAAGCAACGACAGAUAUACUUCAAAAUACAUAUAGGUCUUGGAGAAGUAGAGAAGACUUCAAUAACUUUUAGAUCUUGGAGAAGGUGAGUGAAACUUCUAGAUGUUGGAAAAAUAGAGAAAGACUUCUGGAUCUUGCUGAAUAACAGAAAGACUGGUAAAUCAUCUGAGAUGUCACCAUUGUAUGGUCAGCAAGAGAACUUCCAAGCUUCCAAGUCCCAGAACUUUAUCUUGCUUGAAGACAUUGAAGUGUUCCAAAUUGGGUGGAAGAGAACUCAAAGCAUCAUCAUAUCGCCACAAUAUUUAUCUAUCAUUCAUUUCCUUUUUUCACUCAACUAAAACCUCGAUCCUCAGUCCUCAGUUUAUUUAUUUUUUACGUUAUGCAAAAAAGAAAAUGAUGGUCCUCUUUGAACCAAAGGACAUUGUUACUGAAAUUAAUAUGUUUAAAAUGCAAUAAUCAGGAAUUUUAUAUUUUGUUGGGCCAAAAAGGUUCCAGUUUUCUUUGUUGGAACUUUUGGGACUCAACCAACCGAGCAAAGCUUAUGAUCCAAAAAUUAUUACGCAUACAGUAGACUCAGUAUUGAGCUGUACAAUAAAUGGAAUUUAGGUAUGUGAUUACUAUAUCUUUACUUAGUAGUUUGUACUGGAUAUUUGUCAAUGAGAAAGGAUGAAACAUGUACAGGAACGUAUUACAAUAUCAUGCCAAGCAAGCUUUGUAAUAUCAUUUUAUUGACUGGCCGCUAGUCAAAUAGGCUGUUAAACUUUUCAUUUUGAGCUGUAAGUACUUGGCUAUCUAUCGGCUAGACAUCAGUGCAUGUGUGCAUCAAGGCCAGACCAGAAAGCACUUGUAAAAGGUGCCUUACUUACUUCAGGAGGUUGGAUUUGACAUAUGUCUUCUUCUUUGCUCCUGACAAGCUAUUUGAUUUGAAGUCAGUGGUACUUUUUCAACUUUAUUUAUAUAACACACACUGUUUAUACUUGAGCUGUGCUGUUGAAAACGUUGACUGUUAAUAAUAGUAUACGUGGAAUAAGUGUCGUGUGGACGAAGUGUAGCUAGCUACUAUAUGUGGACUCAGUUUCCUCCCAUCUUUUUCUUCCAUCCUCUUUGUUCUAUUUUGCUGUUCACACAAUAACUAAAAAUGUCCCUGUAUAUUAACUGGUAUGUCUAUCUUUCUCUAUGUCUCUUUCACGUACUAUAAAGAACUGUAGAAUAGAGAUCUCCAGCUGGUUUCAUGUAUAGCCACGCAGGUAGUAGUCUCAGCAGGACACUUGGCCAUCUGCUUCAGGCAGCCAAUAAACUCUGUUAUCUUCUCUCCACCAAUCAUAUCACUGGCCAGUAGAAGGCACAUCAUGACUAGACACAUCAUGGUACAAUCACAAUCUCUCGGAAAUGGACUUAGUAACUCUCAAUUAUUUCUGGCCCUUCAGUCAACUUAAAUUAUUUGAAUUGAACAUUUGAUUGCUUGUAUGUAAUGUUUUAUGUAAUUUUCUUAAUAACCAAUUAUGGAACAAAACUCAGUGUGAGUUUAUUCGGUCUGUUUAGUGUAAUUAGGACUUUUGGACAACGCAUGUAUUGUUUUUUACGUCUUGUUUUUUUUCAGUGUGAAGUGUGUCUCUAGGGCAUUUGUUUUACAAUCCACAGCCUUUUGCCUUUUUUUAAGAUGAUGUUUUUGUUUAUGUAUUAGCAAAAAGAAAACAAAUAGGAAAGAAGGAAUACUGUACUUUUAGGUCAAUACAAGCGUAUGAUAUUUUAUACCCAAUACCAUUUUGCCAAUGCCUUUUGUCAAAGUGUAUAGAUUGUUUUAUUAUUAUUUAAUAGCCUACCUUACAAACUUUGUAUGGCCUUUCACGUUGUUGAUGUUGCAGUACUGUAUUUAACUUCUUGAGAUACUGUUUAAAAGAUCCACACAACCUGGAUUAAAAACACCACCUAUCCACUGACUCAA